AAGUGCCCAUUCGACGUCGUCCAAAACGAUCGACGAAUUUGGCGAACAGCUUGUUUUCUUCCUCAACGUCUGUAGAUCUCGCCAAGAACUCCCCGCUUCCAUGAAAUUCUUCUUUUCAUUUUCCUUUCUCCGAUCCGUUUCCAUGCCUUCCGGGACCAAUUUAGAGGUUUCCAGGUAUGUCUGACAACGAGUGGGUGUUUGUGAUCGAUUGUCCAAUUUCAGUUCUUCAUAAACAGUUUCAGAACUGAAAUGUGGAGUUUUGUGCCCAAUACCAAUUCUACGAAAUCAACCAUGGCUAGUCUUGAUUGUUCCGAUGAUGAGGUUUCUUCCUGCUCCAGCAAAGAAGAAGGUUUUGAGUGUCCAAUUUGCUGGGAAUCAUUUAAUAUUGUUGAGAAUGUGCCUUAUGUCCUGUGGUGUGGGCACACACUCUGCAAAACUUGCAUCCUGGGUCUUAAAUGGGCUAUCGUCAAGUUCCCCAACACACCAAUUCAGCUACCUUUCAUGAUCUCCUGUCCAUGGUGCAAUUUCUUGUCCUUACGGUUUAUGUACAAGGGCAACCUUGCAUUUCCCCGCAAAAACUACUUCCUCCUUUGGAUGGUUGAGAGAAUGAAUGGUGACAGGCGAACAUCGACCAUCAUCAAUCACGCAGAACAUGAUUCUCUCUUGCAGUCAGCUGGCAACCUUGCAAGAUCUAGUCAUGGUUCCUACCACCGGAGCCUCCAACGAACACAAUCACCCAUUGGAGAAAACACACACCACAGGCAAACUUCUUCAGGCCCUCCCUCUGGUAACUACUUCAACAUACAGACAAUACAUGCUGCGCUACGCAAGGCUGUGGAUCUCUUCAUACGAGUAACCGCCAAGUUUCCGCUGGUGAUUGUCUUCCUUCUCAUUGUAGUGUAUGUUAUCCCUGCAAGCGCUGCCAUUCUAGUGGUUUUUAUCAUAAUCACUAUCCUGUUUGCAUUGCCGUCCUUUCUAAUGAUAUACUUUGCCUACCCUGUCUUAGACUGGCUCGUCAGAGAAAUUCUUGCAUGAUAUAUACAUCAAAGAUGUGUUCUUGACAUUUGGUUUUCGAGUGAUGUACUGGUCUGCAUCAUUGCAGUAUUUGAUGUGUUUCUAAAACUGCAAAAAUCUUUUACCCUAGGUAAUUGAAGGGAUUCAGGCGGUUUGCUCUAGCAUUGUUCUUGACUGAAUAGGGAUUUCUUACUAUAUGGCCUUGUUUCCAUUCCUUGUACAUGGAUAUUCAGUCUUAAUGCAUUCAAUCUCUUAAUGUAUUAUUAAUCAGUUUUUUUUCCUUCUC
Zingiber officinale is the source of this 1300-nucleotide messenger RNA. RefSeq lists its product as uncharacterized. Bases 250 to 1035 code for a protein of 261 amino acids. The record is from RefSeq and is a predicted model, not a curated record. The transcript has 2 exons. Lineage: Eukaryota; Viridiplantae; Streptophyta; Magnoliopsida; Zingiberales; Zingiberaceae.